Molecule: messenger RNA, 3964 nt
Organism: Lytechinus variegatus (green sea urchin)
Lineage: Eukaryota; Metazoa; Echinodermata; Echinoidea; Temnopleuroida; Toxopneustidae
Exons: 7
Coding region: 239-1147 (302 amino acids)
Source: RefSeq, a predicted model, not a curated record
AACCGGCUUGAUCAAGAUUCCUCGUUCAUAUUUGAUUAGUUUAUGUUAACCAAAAAAAAGGAAGUGCUCUAUUCAUCGCAAGGUGUCUCUGGCUCACCGGGAUGUCAUUCACACACGGGGUCCGAUCGGGUGAUUGAUCGAAGAAGCUUAAUCCGAUCAACUUUUUGAUGCGGAGAACAGUGCUGUCAAAAAACUUCUAAGCUCCCGGUCGUAUGGUCAGAUGGUAGGAGACUGAUAUAUGGGAAUUUCCUUUGCCCGACAAGAGUUCAUCGUAGAACUUCCAAACAGGCAGUUGCGUUUCAUCAUGAAUGAUUUACGAUGCGGAGGCAUGUCCUUGCAUGGAACCUUCUUAUUUGCAGUAUUCGCAGUAGCCCUGUGCCGAGCUGGUGAACAAAGUGGGUCAUAUUCUUCCAGCAAUUCUCCAUCCAUUACAGAAGGAGUCGAUAAUCCCUUCCCUUAUCCGUCUUCACCUUCACCUCGCCUUUCAAUUCUAACAGAGUCCUCCAACACAGAAGAUAUUCAGGGUAAAACAAGGAAACCGAGGUGUAUAUAUGAUAACGGAGCAAUACGAAUUUUAUUAGAAGAACUUAUAUUGGAAUUAUUCAAAGACUUAGACGACAUGAAUAUAGACCUCAAUAGCAAUCAAAAAUACGCCCUCAGAAGAAGAUUGCGUGGAUUUUAUCACAAAGCAACUAAGCAUCCUGCAGUUCAUGAAAGAAAAAUCGCCUUUUCGUCAACAAAACCGGCACAUUAUGACGGUGAUGAAGAAAAGUUAAAAAGGGAUUCACCUACCAAUCUCAAGCCGCUUUCGAAUCAGAUAACGAGUAAACGAAGCGGGCAGAUUUACGAAAGCUGUGAAACUGUUGCUGAUUGGGACAUAGUCGACCAUGGAAGAGUAAAAAACGAAACGGUUGUCGAGCUGUUUCCCAAAUCAUGGCUCUUUAUCAGGAAAUGUGUAUCAAAGGGAAGAACAUGCAAUAUUGGGAAUGAAAAUUUGUCAUCUUUAGUGAGUAAUACGAUGUGCUUAGAACAAUCGACCUGGGUUCCUGCCUAUGUCAGACAAAAGGGUUACUCCUAUUACGAAUGGGAAUAUAUUCAGGUUCCGUCGUGUUGUAGCUGUGCCGUAUACGUUGCAAACUUCCUCUAACUUCCUCUAGAAUAAUAAUUUCAGAGAGCAUUUACUUUACUAUGAGUGCCGUGCCUCGAUCGCAACCCGACGUGCAUCCCCGUCUGUAUGAUCUGCAGCAAAUUUUGUACAAAAUCAUUGCAGCGUAAGCACGGGUCGGUGCUUUUUCAAGAACUCGGAGGCGGGCUUGAGUUCCCACCCCUUUUUUCCCCAAACCGUGUACAAAAACGUAGAAAAAUGACCAUCUGAAUCCGCGGCCCCUGGGAGCAGUACAAACAGCACGAAGAGCGGUUUUGGGCCAUGUGGAAGUCAUGCUGCGCGAGACUACAUAAUCACGCAAAAAACACGUGAUGCGCACGACAACCGUAUAGCCCCUGCACCUGCUUCUGACCUCGAACGCACAAUCGAAUAGAGGGCGUCUUAUGAACUUCAUGGCUUAGAUUGGAGCCGUGGUUUUUCCCAGGUCGGUUGCACGUCGGCUGUGCCUUACAACUGUAGUGCUCAACGUUCGACUCAAGAUGUCUCAAAUAAAAAUGGUCCGUGGUAACUAGCAAUCACAGAGGAGACCCAUAGUGUAUGGCUUUGAUUUGAUUACGCCAACGCUAGACGCACGGAUCGCAGAAAUUAGCUCAGUAUAACGCAGGCUGUGAUGCGCGUGGGAGCGAACUCAGCCAGGACACACACGCACGACGAAUUGCGAUAGUAUCUUGUCUACUUUCUCACUUACUCAUUUCAGUACUUGGGGACAUCUCCUUCUGAGGUCUUAAUCAAUUUGCUUGGAAGUCGUGGUGACGUGUCUAGGACGCCUCCUGUAGCUGCAUUCUGCGCUACGUCUUAGAAACUCUGCAACUGACGGACACGUCGGGAAGACAUCUCAACAUGUUCAAGGGCGUCUCGGAAACUGGAAGUACUCUCCAAAACCCGACCUUGAUGAAGUUUCCUCCAACUGUUUUUGAAGUCCGUUCUUUUUACGAGACGCUUCGAGGACGUUUGCAGAGACGUAUCUAAAACUUGCAAAAUCUAGAUUUGCAAAGAUGAUUCAAAUUCAUUUAGAUCUCUCUCUCUUUCCCUUAAGAAGGCAUUCGUUAUUGACUUAACCACUUUACUCACAAAUUCAAAUUGUAUGCAUUUAUUUGUCGGAAUAGCAAUAUCUGACGUAUGCUAUUCAAGUCUUUACCAAAAAAUAAAUAAAUAUCCACUUCGAAAAUAAUUUUCCCAGAGUAGAAAAAAUCUAUAAUUUUAAAUCGCUUAUUCGGCAUUCAAGGAACUUGCACUCGCUUUCAAAUUAAAUGUAGGUCCCCAAAUGAGCUGCAGGUUCGUUAAAAUAAGCCAAAUUUGUAAUUGAUUUGAUUUUUUUCCAAUACCCUUUGCGCUUAAUUGACGAUUAAACCUGUUUUCUGCAACAAUUUUAUGUACAUGGAAAUUUCAAUAUACAAUUUUUUUCACGGAAUCACGGCAUGCUAUAGUAAACAACUAUGCGGCACAUAAAAUAAAAUCUUUUCUUUCAAUAAACAGUGAUGUCUUAUUACAUGUUUGUCACAAACAUGGAAUUUGGGGGAGAAAAAUGACCAGUCGGAGAAACUCUCAGCUUUGUGUGAUCGGUUGAAAUCUUGCCUUUCCGCGGAAUCUUUGCGAUAACGCUCAAAUCUUUAUGCUAAUGAAUACUACCUUGAAAUAUGGGGGGGGGGGGGUGUUUCACAAAAGAAGUUUUAACCACACUUAAAUGCUUAUCGCGGUGCAGAACCGAGAGCCAAUGCAGAAUCGUGUUUUUUUUUCCUACGUGUAAACAGGAAACCAAUUCUGCACCGAUAAUUAUUGUGACGUCAACGCGCAUGGCGUAUAAUAUGCGUAGAUACUCCACUGAUUUGUGUUUUUCCAGCGUGUUAAAACAGCGUGUAAACGCGAUGCGAGAUAACCCGAGAGCCGAUUCUGCAUCUCCUCUCGGUUCUGUACCACAAUGCAGCCGACGUUGCAUGUAAAUACGGUAAAGAUAAAAUUGUGCGUUUCAUAGCGCGUUUGUGACUCUUUCCGUGUUUACACGCUGCACCGACUCGCGGCGCAGAACCACGAGCCGAUGCAGCACGGUAUCUAAACACGAUAUCUAAGUCAUACCUAACUCUUUGUGAAACACCUCCAGGUCUAGUUCAUCAUAUGUUGCUAUGGCUGGCAAACAUCAAGUAUUAUUUGAGACAACCAGUAAAAUUGUUUCAAAAUGAUGCAUGCAAAUGAAAUAUAUUAUGUAACAAAUACUAUUGAUGGAAUUCAUCUAUCAUUCUCUGUGAGUAUGUGUGUGUAUUUUGUUCAAUGUGUUUUGCAUGAUAUAGAAAAUUAAUUUAUUUAUUCCUAUUAUAAAAAAGGGGACUAGAAAGGCUUAUUCAGCAAAUGGAUGUUUUUUUCGAUUUUCAUGUAAAUAUUUCUCGCUUUUGGAAAUAGAAACCAAAGAUUUAUGGACGAAAGUUCUCUGCACAUGGGACACGGGGGAUAGCGAAAUUUACGGCAACACACGUGAAAUAAAAAUGGAUCUUCUUCUUUAUUUGAAAAUGAUAUUUUUGUUUGAAUAUCCGGGGACUGUGCCUGAAGUUUUCGAACAAAUUUUAUGGUUGCACAAGUGUUUACAACUUUGAUUGUUUCAUGCUUGAUUUAUGGUAACGUCUGGAACUGUUAUUUGAUUAGAUCUAUGUCCUAGGGCAUAAGUUUUGAUUAUAUAGUUCAUACAUUGAGAACUGUAUAUUUUUAAGACGAGCUGAAUUAAUGUUAAAAUUUGAUAUUUUCUGGUGUUUAUUUGUUGAGGAUUGUUCUAAGUAUAUUUAUGAUUUAUUACCCUUUUAAAGACGAAGA